Molecule: messenger RNA, 685 nt
Organism: Paralichthys olivaceus (Japanese flounder)
Lineage: Eukaryota; Metazoa; Chordata; Actinopteri; Pleuronectiformes; Paralichthyidae
Source: RefSeq, a predicted model, not a curated record
CUUCAUGAAAACAGGAGUCACAGAGACAAUGUUUUUAACUCUCACACAUCAGAGAUUAACCCUGAUACUCAUACAAGUGAAAAUUCUUUCGAAUGUGACACUUGUGGAAACACAUUUGGGAACAGUAAUAAAUUGAAGAUUCAUCGGAGAACACACACAGGUGAGAAACCUUAUUUAUGCAAAAUAUGCAGGAAAAGGUUUGGACGUAGUGGUCAUUUGAAAGACCACAUGAGAAUUCACACAGGUGAGAAGCCUUAUUGUUGCCAAACAUGUGGGAAAGGUUUUGUAAGUAAUGGCAGUUUAAAAUUCCACAUGAGCAGUCACACAGGUGAGAAGCCGUAUUGUUGCCAAACAUGUACAAAAUGUUUUGCAAGUAGUGGUCAUUUGAAAGUCCACAUGAGAAUUCACACUGGUGAGAAGCCAUUUUCUUGCCAAAUAUGUCAGAAAGGUUUCUCACGGGGUAGUUGUUUGAAAGUCCACAUGAGAACUCACACAGGUGAGAAGCCUGCAACACGUAAUAAAAGCUUCUCUUAGUUUACACACAUGAAAAUGCAUUUAAAGAUUCUUACAGGUAAAAAUUUGUGUUUACAAAACGAGUGGGAGAGCUUUCAGGGUUAGUGGUGAUUGACAACACACAUGAGAAGAGCUCACACCUUUGAGAAUUCAUCACUGCAACUCUGGAGUA